GGCGGGCGACAGCAUGACUUGACACUUCGGGGGUUCGGCCAAGUUGCGCGCAGGCAAGGAAGGCGCGUCUCUUUUCUCCCGGGUCGAUGUUCCAUCGGAGAGGUUCAGGCGGGGAAGGGGGGCUUCUGGCUUCCGGGUAGGGAGAAAGAGACGGGCAAUUUGGGUGGGCACCCACCGGGCCGACGGCGAUCUGUCCUUUUUGUGCGCCGGGGACCAUGGAGCGGCUGCUUGGGCUGCGCCGAGAUCGCCCCGUCGGGUUUGAAGGUUCCGGACCGGUGCUCUGGUGUCAGAAGUUCCAGAAAGUUUGUCGUCUGCUGCGUUAUGCAAGGAGCUGUCUGUCCCUCCCCGAGUGUGCCCCCCCCCCAAAAAAACCUUUACAGGCAGGUCCGGAAGCGUGUUUGCUCACGAGUAAGCCCCCUCACACACACCCCGUUCAGUGGACCGAUAAAUGUGUUUUGGUUGUAGCGUCCCAAACUCUUCGCCUUACGUCUACUUAAAGGUCGUUCCCAUUGAGUUAGGUGGCGCUUACUCCCAAGCGCGCAUAAUAAAUAGGAUUGCAGCCACCAAACUUCGGAUCUGAGUAUAAAUGCACUUUUGCAUUUGGGGUUUUCGGAGGUUUUAUAGCACUCUACAUAUUCACGUAUAUUAUUGAUUGAUUGAAUUUAUAUACCACCCUGUACCCAGAGGUCUCAGGGCGGUUCACAGAACAAAAUCAAAAUAUAAAACCUCAAAAUAAAAACAACAACCCAAUAACCCUGUCUUGUUUGUUAGGUGCAAAGUUCAAGCAUCUGUGACCUUCUUGCUGUCCGUUUUUGUUUUGUUUUUUUCAGCUGGAUGCUAUGAGCAAGGUGGGGCCCUCCAGAUGGUAGUUUCCAUCUACCAUUGGCUCCAGCCAGCAUUACUAGUGGUCAGGGAUGACGGGAGUUGUAGUCUCAGAUAAAAACCAGCACUGUUAAUGGUGCUUGGAAUGGAGCGGCAGCAGCUGCUUCAAAACUUCUCACUUGCCCCUUCCAUGCAGAUGGCACUAUAGCCUACCGAUAAGAGUUAUUGCAAUUAUGUGUGCGGUUUGUUCAAAUGCAGUACUAAAAUAUAUAUGCGAAGUACUACUAUGAAAAUUUUCGCGGUGGCAACCAGCUGCAUUGUCCUUUAUUAUAACAAUGUGCUGCCGUUCUGAGGAUAAUCGGCUUAGUUGUAGCAUUUACUGUAUUUUAAAAAUGGUCACAGCCUGCUAGUGCUGCAUCUAGGAAGGUUGGUGGUUCAAGCCCACCCGGGGAUGGUUUUGGGCAGGAUUCCUGCAUUGCAAGGGGGUUGGACUAGAUGACCUGCGGGGUCUGCUACAACUCUACAAUUCUAUGAUUCAGUAGUUGUGUAGAGCAUUCGCUUUGCAUGUAGAAGGUUCCUGAAUCAAGCCCUGACAUCUCCAGGAAAGGCUGGAAAAGACCCCUAUCUGAAACCCUGAGGAGCUGUUAUUAGUUGGUGUGUAGAUAUUAACAAGUUAGAUUGGUAAAUGGAAGUUGGUAUCAUGUCCCCAUGUCCCUUCUGCCGUUUUACCAGAGGACUCAUAUAGCCACAUCUUUAAAGGGGGUGGCUGGGUGGCUAGAUAACAACCUUAGUGGCAAAGCUAUUUCUCUGGUGUAGCUUGGAAACAGAAUUGUUGACAUGGCAGUGGGAUUUGCCGAGAACCAAUGCACAGAAUGUAGAAGUAAUGCAAAUGUGUGGCAAAAGACAUAUCAGGGAAUCAUGACAACUUGCUGCUUUUUCCUUCUCUGUUGUUGUUUUGCACCCUGAUUCAUCGUUGUCAGGGCAGCUGCAAACAUGACAAGAUACAGAAAUUGCAUGAUGCUUUGGUUCCACCGUAGCGUGCAUUCUGGGCAUGCAAUGAGUUACUGGGGGGUAUUAUUGUUCUUUUAUUUAUAUCAGGCAUGGCCAAACUUGGCCCUCCAGCUGUUUGGGGACUACAACUCCCAUCACUCCUAGCUAACAGGACCAGUGGUCAGGGAUGAUGGGAAUUGUAGACCCAAAACAGCUGGAGGGCCAAGUUUGCCUAUGCCUGAUUUAUAUGCUGUUUAAAACACAUUAUCUGCUGCGCAGCACUCUUAAGGAACCACACGACAUCAGCCAUGCCAUCAGGAGUUGGUCCAUCUAUGAUGCAGGGCAUGGGUGUAGCCAAGGGGGUGGAGUAGGGAGGGACAGCUGCCUCCCCCAAAUCAUUCAAAACUAAUAAAGAUGCAUAGCUCCCAUCAGUCCCUUCCAAGAUUCUCCACGGGUGACGGGAAUUGCAGUCUAUAGCUUCUGGAGGAUGCCCCAUAGACUGCAGGUCAUCCUUUGUAGAAAAGGUUAAAUGGACUCAAAUUAGACAAAAAAUGCUUAUACCUAGAAGCCAGUAGGAAAGGAUUUAAUUCUUCUGAGACGUUCUCACUAAGACAGUCAUGGAUGGAUCUUUGACCGUUCCCUUGUCCAUGCUGCUUGGAGCAGAUGGGGAUUGGAGUCCAGCAACACCUGGAGACCUGCAGGUUCCUCAUCCAAGCAACAGGAUAUUAUUAAACCAAAAAAUAAGUUUCAAAGGAAGACUUCAAUGUGAUGCCCUACCAAACUGGAAUUCAGCAAAGUGUGACUGUACAAAUUGGUUGCCGCAGGUGCUGGAAAGGGCUAGAGGAAGUUCUACAGAAAGGUGCAGCACAAUGCAAGAAGUCAACAAGUCUGGAACUUUGAAACGAGAAUGGGCUUGCAAACCUAGAACUGACAACCAGAUUCAUGAUGGAACAGACCAGAAAGGCUGUGAUCUUUUCAUUGAUGACCUUUUUGAAGAAGCACAGAAAUUUGGAGCUGUAUGCACUCAACAGUCUCAAGUUAAAAAUAGAGUUGAUACAACAAUUAAAUUAUGGAAAAAUGGAUUCACGGUGAAUGAUGGCGAGCUCCGAAGCUACACAGACGUUGCAAACCAGCGCUUCUUGGACUCGAUUAAAAAAGGGCAACUGCCUCUUGAGUUGCAGAAGAUUUGUGAUAAAGAAGAGGUGGACAUUAAGGUAGACGAUAAGAAGAACGAGGUGUAUGCUUUGAGGAAGCCACUGUUCCAUCCUUUCUCUGGACAAGGCUACAGAUUAGGAAGUGCCACACCAAGAAUAAUUUCUAAAGUAAAAAGAGAUGUAGAAGAAAUUGAAAAGAGAAAAACAACAGUGGUAUUAAAUCAUUCAGAACCCAUUACUAGUAUCCAGAUCUGGCUAGCAGAUGGAACAAGGAUAGUACAAAACUUUAAUAUUUCUCAUAGAAUAUGGCACGUCAGAGACUUCAUAGCAAAUUACCAAGGACAUCAAGGAAGAAGUCCUUUCACGCUGACCACAUCGCUUCCUUUUCACGAGCUGCUGAAUGAAUCUCUCACCUUAGAGGAGGCUAAUUUGAAAAAUGCUGUCGUUGUUCAGAGACUUAAAAAAAAUAGAGAGCCUUUUCAGAGUUUGUCCUAGCAUCCUUUCUGAAGAUUGCCUAAAAUACAAUGGCGGUGUAGUCUUGGAGAAGAAGUAGAUGGUACCCACCAAACUGUUGCUUGGCUGGGUUUGUUUUACCAAAGCCCAGGUGGUGUAUGUAACCCCAAAAAGAAAUCAAUAGCAAUAUUUGUGGUGUAUAACAUCUGCAGCGCUUGUUGGAAAAGUCAUAUAGCAUGUGCUGUACUGACUCCAGUGCAUUCUCUCUCUCUUUUUCCUCUAUUUAUCAACCUAAAUAGAAUAUAAUGGGCAAUAAUUCACCAGGCUAGCCAUCUUAAGCUGUGUGUUUUGUCAGCUAGAUAGCUGUGAUAGUCUUGCAAAGGGGCAUUCUAGAGAAACUCCUAGGCUUUUGUUCGCACUUUUAGUUACAAUCGGGUGAAAAUGCACCUUGCUUUUCGAAGGUACUGCCGGUUGAUACUAUUCUUGCUUUUUGCUCUAGCCCAAUAUGCUUUAUUGUUUUCUCAGUGCCACAGUGCAAAAUUUAUGGGAGGCUAAUAUUCACAUUUAAAGCUAAAACUAAUUUUAACAUCUGAGGCAAUAGUUUCUAAAUUUUGAAGUAGUUGCUACCUUCCUUGAAAACAUAUCUGCCGAUUCAUGUCUUACAAUACAAUCCUAUACAUCUCUACUCAGAAGUAAAAGUUCUGCAGGGCUUACACUUAAGUGACUGUAGGACUGCAGCCUUAAUCAUGUUUUGUGCCAUUAGAUCCAUACAUUAUGCUCAUCGUCUUGAAAAAUUUAUUUGAAAGUGAACUCCACUGAUCUCAGUAGAACUUACUUCUGCACUUAUGUGCUUGGGAUAGUAUUUUUAGCUACUGAGAUGGAAGUAUAUGAGAUGAACAACUCAUUGUCUUGAGAAGUAUUAAUUCAAAAGUUCAGCUGCAAGUUUGGCACAGGUCAGGAAGCUUUAGGGGCACUUUCCCACAACUAAUCACACAUGCAUUAUGAAAUGGUACGUUCUCAUUGUGACAUCGUACCAUGUCACAACUGAAUAGUCUCACUGAAUAAAAGGGACAUGUUUUCACCUUAAAGCUUGUCUUAAAAACCAUCAGAUGUAUUUGGCAUGGGCUUAUCUGAGUAUGUUGCUUUUUAAGAGUUAGAAUGCAGGUGUUGCUGGAUUACACCCCCCCUCUGGAGGAAUUAUUAUUAUUAUUAUUAUUAUUAUUAUUAUUAUUAUUAUUAUUGCCUUGAAUGAUAGUCAGGGUUGCCGCGGGCAACACUGGCCUCUGUCCUUCCCUCCCUCCUUUUAUGCUGUCUCGCAUCUCUGCCACCCAAAGGCUUGCAUAGCUGUUUGUUGCAGCAGCCCUGGCUAGAAGUUCCCCAGGCGAAUGGUGCCUCUGGGACUGGUCAAGGGGGUGCUGGUUGUCAGGAGCUGAAGUGACCUCAGAGUAAGCAAGCAAGGGGGACAAACAAGUCCCAGACCCCUGUGCAUCAAUGUGAGGAGGCACCUCUCUUUGGGGCAGCUCAGAGACCAGGGGCGACAGCAGCGGUUGCCCAGAGGACUCCCAAGGGGAGGGGAGGGGA
Zootoca vivipara (common lizard) is the source of this 5000-nucleotide messenger RNA. Lineage: Eukaryota; Metazoa; Chordata; Lepidosauria; Squamata; Lacertidae. The record is from RefSeq and is a predicted model, not a curated record.